Molecule: messenger RNA, 750 nt
Organism: Carassius gibelio (silver crucian carp)
Lineage: Eukaryota; Metazoa; Chordata; Actinopteri; Cypriniformes; Cyprinidae
Exons: 6
Coding region: 76-750 (224 amino acids)
Source: RefSeq, a predicted model, not a curated record
AAGUGAUCGUUGUUGAUGUAAACGGGUAGAGAGGUUUACUGCGUCUUUAAAGUGGCUGACAAACGACCAGGGAAUAUGGUUAAUGCUUUUGUCUUGUUCUUUACGUGCUCGUGGGGUCUGGUUGAUGUGAAGACAUUAUCAGUGAUGGAGGGAGAUUCUGUCACUCUGAACACUGAUCUUUCUGAAGUACAGAAAUAUUUGUUGAUACAAUGGAUGUUUGGAAGCACAAGAAUUGCUGAAGUCGAAAGUCUCUCACAAACCAACUCGACAUAUGAUGGUCCUGAUGAGAGAUUCAGAGACAGACUGAAGUUGGAUCUUCAGACUGGAUCUCUGACCAUCACAAACACCAGAACCACCGACUCUGGACUUUAUAAAGUAACAGUUAUCAGCAAAAACAGCAAAGACACCAGCUACAUGCGUUUCAAUCUUACUGUCUAUGAAUCUCCACAAAGUACUUCAUCUCCAGAAAGUUCAUCAAGGUCCAAUUUUCUGUUAUUAACUGUCAACCAGACUGAGGACGUCAACAUUACUGAUCUCCAUCAGCCGUGUUCAGCAAGCCAGUGUUGUGGUUUUAUUGAACCUGUGAUCCGAUUGGUCAUCUCUGCUCUGGUGGGCGUGGCUGCUGUUGCUUUUAUUGUUUAUGACAUCAGAUCUACAAGACGUGGCUCCACAGAACGGACACUGAAUCCAACAACACCGACACAAGUGAUCAGACAGAAGGAGGUUGAAAUCAUCAACAUCAUGGAUUGA